GCAACGAUUAAACUCAACAACAACCGUCAAUUGGAGACUACUAGAGCUUUAGCUAAUACACUUAUAUUAGUAAUCAAAUGAGUAAUUACUACAAAAGCUCAAUACUUUCCUAAAAUGGGGGACAAAAAGCAGCAAAGCCGUCCCAAACGUAUUUUUAUCAACGACGUCGACAGCUAUUCCUCCAAACACAUCGCCAAGUUUUUAUCGACCUGCGCUGCCAGAAACAGCUCUGAGAAGGCAGAGGAGACGCUGACCUCCCCUCGACCUGAACCUGCUUUCCAAAUCAUCGGAAGUGUGUCAACUUCCACUGCAGACGAGAAAGAAAGCUUUCUACUUGAACAGUAUGAGUCACCAACUCGAGAUGAGCUGCUUGGGCGCCUGCUGGAGUGUGAUGUAGUGGUGUACAACAUCUCAGAAAAUGCCACAAAACAGCAGGUUGAAGAAGCAACAUGGGCAAUCGAAGCCCUUCAUGGUGAAAUGGAGAACUUCAAGUCUCGGAAAAUGUUCAUCUUAGUCUCCACUGUGAUGACCUGGGCCUUGACCAAGCCGCAGAAUCGGGAUGAAACAUCAAACAACAUCCUGCUAACAGAGGAGGAGUUCAGAAGACGAAGGCCGCAUCCCAGUUUCAGAGAUCACAACAAUCUGGAGAAACUUGUGCUCAAACUUGGUCGAAGUAAAAAGUCCAAGCUUAAUGGCUAUGUUGUAGCUUGUGGUCUUCAGUACGGGAAGGGAGAGAACCUCUUUCACUACUUCUUCAAGGUGUCUUGGUUGUUGCAGUUUCCAAAAGUUCCUCUAUUUGGAGAGGGCACAAAUUACAUCCCCAUGAUUCACGUAUAUGACGUUGGAGGAGUGCUUCAAAACAUUAUUGAAGCCAAGCCAAAGUCAAAGUACAUUCUUGCUGUCGAUGACUCCAAUAACACUUUAGAGGAUGUUGUAAAGAUGAUAAGCGACACACUUGGGCCAGGAAAAAUUAACAAUAUACCUGAACAGGAAGCCAUCACCAUGAAGGCUUUUAAGCCAGAGGAAUUGGAGUACCUUAGUAUCAACGUCCGCAUGGAUGCUUUUAUCAUUAAAGACUCCUUCAGUCUCCACUGGACCUCUGAGGCUGGGAUGAUUGAAAACAUGGAGAGCAUUGUGGAAGAAUACAAAGAGACCAGGCAGCUACUUCCAGUCCGAAUCUGCCUGGUUGGACCUCCAGCUGUGGGUAAAACCACAGUUGCAGAGAAGCUCUGCAGUCAUUACCAGAUACACCACAUCAAGAUCAAAGAUGUCAUUGAGGAAAAGAUCGCACAACUGAAGGAGCUAGUGAGUGGAGCUGACACUGAACAUGUCAGUGAAGAGGUAGCUGCUGCUGCACUGAAACAACUGGAAAACAUUAACAAAAGCAUGGAAAUGAAUGAAGGUCGACUGGCCGACCAUGUACUUUUUGACAUUUUGCAAGAAAAGCUGAAUUCAAAGCCAUGUAGGAACCAAGGAUUUGUUCUUGAUGGCUUCCCUAAAACCUAUGAGCAAGCAAAGCUGAUUUUCUCUGAAGAGGGAACGGAGAACCAGAAUUUGAUCUCCAAAACACCUGUGUACAACAAGAAGAUCACUCCAGAGCAUGUUUUUGCCCUGAAUGCAACAGAUGAUUUUCUAACAAAGAGAGCACAGGGACUUCCCCAGAGCGUGGCAGAGAAAAUGCGCUACACUCAGGAGGAAUUUGUCCCUCGCCUGACAAAAUACAGACAACUCAGUACCGCUGAGGAAACCCUGCUGGACUACUUUGAUGAGCUUGAGAUUCACCCAGAACAUUUAGAGGUCACUACAGGUGAUUCAGAUUACAGACAUGUUAUGAAAAGGAUGACUGAAAUCGUGGGGAUUCCCAAAAACUAUGGCCUGAGUUCAGAGGAGCAAGAGGAGGAGGACAGAAAGAAAGAAGAAGAGAGGAAACAGAAACUGGCUGCAGAGGCUGCUGAGAAGAAACGCAGGAAUGAAGCAGCACUGGCUGAGAUGUCUGCUCAGUAUGAGGAGUGGCAGAAGAAUUUGUCUGAGCUGAACAGACAGGAGUACGAGCUGCUGGAAGCUCACUCUCUUCCUCUGAGGAAUUAUCUGAUGAAGUAUGUGAUGCCCUCACUGACUGACGCCAUGUUAGACUGCUGCAAGAUCAAACCAGAGGACCCUGUCGACUUUCUGGCAGAACAUCUGCUACGGAACAACCAACAAGAAUAACAGACAGUCAAACGGGGAGAGGAGCCAAUACAUGUUAUUAAUGUACAGUAUUUGAGUCUGUGUUUAUUCUACAGUAAUCAACAUAAUGAAAAGAUGAUUAAAAUAGUGCUGCAUAAGUGUUACAGGCUUAAAAUGGACAUGAAGACAUUUAAUUAAAAGGAAGCAAUUGUUCUGUCUGAACUGUUCUUUUAGUAGUGACUUGAAUAAUUGGCUAUUGAUUUCUACAAUAAUCCAUCCACUCUGCACUAAAUUGUUAAUAAAUGGGUUGUUGUCCAGAUGCCCUGCACCCCUUUUCAGGAAGUCAGAGGUCAAAUGCUCCAAAACAGCGUCUGCCUGAUGAACUAAAGAUCUAAAAACAACAUGUUUAUAAAAAGUGACAUAUUGGAAAUCAGAUACAUGCAAAUAGAAGUUCAGCAGUCUCAACUACCGAAGUGGAAAAUAAAGUAUUGAAUCCUACACAGUAUGAAACUAUACCAACAACCAUGCAUAACACUUCUUAUUAUAGAAAGAUAGUCCAAACUAAACAUCUACUUUAACAUAAAGCGCAAAACACAUAGGAAGCACCAGAAUACAUUGCAUGUACAGUAUAUUGUGAUACUGUAUGAAUAUACUUAUAUAUACUGUACUUCACAUUUAUAACACACUUCAAGCUAAAACUAAAACUAUACUUUUAAUAUGAAAAAUACACUUAUUCUUCUGUUGGUGUAGGACUUGGCUCAGUGUUUGUUACAGUCGUUUAUAGCUUAGCCAGGUUUCCACUCAUUAUAGAUCUGUCCUCUCAGAGUCUCCAUCUGGUCUGUGACUCAGCUCCCACUUUGUUGAAGAGUCAGUGCUUACUGGAAGAAGUAUGCUGACUCUGGGCUUAAGAUGUAAACACAACUCUUCAGAAAGGUUUUUACUUUGUGUAAUAUAUCUUUGGUUGAAGGUGAGACGGCUUUUCAAGCUUUUUAAAGUUUGACUAGAUAAGAAUUUGCUUUAUUUCCACAUUUUGAAAUGCAUUAGUUUAAUUUAAGAUACAAGAGAUCACUAAAUGUGAGAUCUACCCUUUCAACACUAGGUGGUGCAGAAAUUCCAUCUAGAAACAUCACAGAGGCGUAGGAGACACACUCGGAUUAAGUGUUUGUAUAUUUCUCAGUUCCAAGUUCUCAUCUUAUGAGAUGUAUUGAAAUCCCAGAGUCUUGCCUUACUGUGCUUUUAUUAAACACUCUGGCAGUGGAAAAGGCCUUUGUUCUGAUUUUGCUGUGAAAUGCUUCAUAGAGUAAGAAUGUGUUGCUCUAGUUGUCAUAAAAAUCAAACGGGUGUCUGGAUUUUGCUUUGUAGUUUGUUUGUGAUGAACUGAGGAAUCCACCAGCUAAUUAGAAGCUGUCUGCAGGCUCGCUCAUAUGGAAAAUAAGUCAUAACAGAAGCAUUUCCUG
Molecule: messenger RNA, 3623 nt
Organism: Morone saxatilis (striped sea-bass)
Lineage: Eukaryota; Metazoa; Chordata; Actinopteri; Moronidae
Product: adenylate kinase 7-like
Exons: 18
Coding region: 115-2208 (697 amino acids)
Biological process (GO): nucleobase-containing compound metabolic process
Cellular component (GO): cytoplasm
Molecular function (GO): AMP kinase activity; ATP binding
Source: RefSeq, a predicted model, not a curated record